Molecule: messenger RNA, 1425 nt
Organism: Acyrthosiphon pisum (pea aphid)
Lineage: Eukaryota; Metazoa; Arthropoda; Insecta; Hemiptera; Aphididae
Product: zinc finger protein 501-like
Exons: 3
Coding region: 1-1425 (474 amino acids)
Biological process (GO): regulation of transcription by RNA polymerase II
Cellular component (GO): nucleus
Molecular function (GO): DNA-binding transcription factor activity, RNA polymerase II-specific; RNA polymerase II cis-regulatory region sequence-specific DNA binding
Source: RefSeq, a predicted model, not a curated record
AUGAGAAUUAAUACUAAAGAAAAUGAGAUAAUUGAAGUAAAACAUGAGCUUGAUGUGACUGAUACCGCUGACUUUGAAGAUUCAGUAAGUCUAGACCAAAGCACAUCCAUAGUCUUUACAGUCGAAAGCAAUAUAACAACACAGAAUGGAAAAAAGCGGUAUGAAUGUUAUAGCUGUGGUAAAACUUUUUCUUACAAACAGAGUAUAAUAAGACAUUUAAGGAAACAUAUUAGUGAAAAGCCGUAUUCACGUGAUACCGUUGUUAAAGAUUUUCCUCGGAAAUCAUAUUUAACGACUCAUACGAGGACACAUAAUGUUGGGUUGACAUAUAAAUGUGAAGUCUGCGAUAAAACAUUUUCUAAAAAAUCAAAUUUAACGGAUCAUAGAAAGACCCAUACUGGAGAAAAGCCGUAUGUAUGCGAUACCUGUGACAAAGCUUUUGCUCGCAAACCACAUUUGAUAAGACAUAAAAAAACACAUACCGGACAAAAGCCAUACAAAUGUAAAAUAUGCGAUAAAGUUUUUUCUGCGAAAUCAAAUUUAACAAUUCAUUCGAGGAUUCAUACCGGUGAAAUGCCAUUUAAAUGUGAAGUCUGUGAUAAAGCUUUUUUUCGGAAAUCAUAUUUAGCGAAACACAAGAGGACACACACCGGGGAGAUGCCAUAUAAAUGUGAAUUAUGUAAUAAAGCAUUUUCUCAAAAAUCACAUUUAAAGACUCACUCAAUGAUACAUACCGGUGAAACUCCAUAUAAAUGUGAUAGUUGUGGCAAAGCCUUUUGUCUAAAAGCCAAUUUAACGAAGCAUAGAAUGACCCAUACCGGAGGAAAGCCGUAUUUAUGUGAUAUAUGUGAUAAAGCUUUUGCUCUAAAACCAUAUUUGAUGUUACAUAAAAAGACCCAUAUCGGAGAAAAGCCUUACGUAUGUUAUACCUGUGAUAAAGCAUUUUCUCUCAAACAUAACUUAGAAAGUCAUAUAAAGACACAUAAUGGAGAAAAGGGGUUCAAAUGUGAUACUUGUGAUAAAGCUUUUUCUCGGAAAGCACAUUUGGCGGGUCAUAAUAGAACACAUACAGGAGAAAUGCCGUAUCAAUGUAAUAGCUGUGGUAGAAGGUUUCGUGAACUAUCAAAUUUUAUAAGUCAUAAAAGAAUACAUACAGGAGAAAAGCCGCAUGUGUGUAAUAUCUGUGAUAAAGCUUUUUCUAACAAACCACAUUUAAGGAGACAUUUAAGGACACACACCGGAGAGAGUAAAGGCAUGUGUUGUUCUAAUGGAAAAGUGAGAUUAGAUCCUAUUCAAUCUACACCAUUUCCAUUAAAUACAUUACUUCAGAGUGAAACAAAUGAUUCUAAAAACUUUAUGGACAAAAUAUGUCAAUAUAACUCCAUAUUUUUUAAGACAUCUUUUAGUGCUACUAAGAUAGAAUGA